GUCAAACAUAAAGUGAAGUGAAGGAGAAGGAAGCAGCAACAGAGUGAAACACAGUUCAACUAGCGGAGAUUAAAAAUAUGAAGGCAGUCAACUUUGUGUUAACAAUGUAUUUGGUUGCGUCCUGCUCGAAGACGGGACUGAUGGUGAACAGCGAGACACAUUCCCUCUAUUACACCUACACGGCUCUUUCCAAACCUGUCGGACUCCCGGGCAUCCACCAGUUCUCAGCCAUGGGUCUGCUGGACGGCAGGAUGAUCGACUACUUCGACAGCGAGCACCAGAAGAAAGUUCCCAAACAGGACUGGAUGAAAGAGAGACUGCCUGCAGAUUACUGGGAGAAAGGAACACAGUCCCGCCUGAGCAAACAGCAGUGGUUCAACGUCAACCUCGACAUCCUGAAGACACGAAUGAGACAGAAUGACUCAGACGUCCAUGUUCUUCAGUGGAUGCACGGCUGUGAGGGCGACACGCAGCCUGACGGCACGAUUAGGUUCCACCGCGGCAUAGACAAGUACGGCUACGAUGGAAACGACUUCCUGUCCUUUGACGACGUCAACCAAGUCUGGAUUGCUUCGACUGACGUGGCCGUCCCGACUAAGAGGAAGUGGGAUGGGGUCCAGGUCCUUAAAGAAUACACCAAAGGCUACCUGGAGAACGAGUGCAUGGAGUGGUUGAGGAAGUUCGUGGACUAUGGGCGAAUGCAGCUUCAAACUGCUGCUCCACCUGAGGUGUACAUGUUCUCAAAGAACAGUAAAGUUGAGUCAAAGGUCAUUUUGACGUGCCUGGCCACAGGCUUCCACCCAAAAGACAUCAUCCUGCAGAUCAAAAGGGACGGCAGUGUUCUAACUGAAGAGCACGAAGUGGUUACAUCGGGCGUUCGACCAAAUGACGGCGACACCUUCCAGAGAAGCGACAGUGUGGAGAUUUUAAGGACUGACAUGUCUACAUACACCUGUGAAGUGAAUCACCCAGGAUACAGGUUACAUGUUGAGAAGGAAUGGGAUCAUAAACUACCUCCUGACAUUGGAGAACAUGCAUCUAUGAUUGCUGGAGGUGUAAUGGUCCUGCUGGUGGUGGUGGUGGUGGUGGUGGUGGUCGCAUCCGUUGUGGUUCUGGCUGUCGUGUUCAGAAAAGGAGCUGGAGCCAACCCUCCUCAAGCUACUCAGCUCAAACAACUCCCGGCCCGAAGUCUUCUGGAAUAGAAGUCUGAAGUUUCUGCAGAUCAUUUUUAUUUUCAUUAGAGUACAUGAAGACUCACUGUGUUCUCU
Molecule: messenger RNA, 1268 nt
Organism: Micropterus salmoides (largemouth bass)
Lineage: Eukaryota; Metazoa; Chordata; Actinopteri; Centrarchiformes; Centrarchidae
Product: BOLA class I histocompatibility antigen, alpha chain BL3-6-like
Exons: 7
Coding region: 78-1202 (374 amino acids)
Biological process (GO): immune response
Cellular component (GO): external side of plasma membrane
Source: RefSeq, a predicted model, not a curated record